CGCGCCCCCGGCUGUGCACCAUGCUGGCUGUGCACUUUGACAGGCCCGGCGGACCCGAAGUCCUGCACCUGAAGGAGGUGGCCACGCCGCGCCCCGCGGAGGGCGAAGUCCUGCUGAAGGUGGCGGCCAGCGCCCUGAACCGGGCGGACUUACUGCAGAGACAGGGGCACUAUGCCCUGCCCCCAGGAGCCAGCAGCAUUUUGGGACUGGAGGCAUCAGGACAUGUGGCAGAAUUGGGGCCUGGUUGCCAGGGGCACUGGAAGAUUGGGGACCCAGCCAUGGCGCUGCUGCCUGGUGGAGGCCAGGCGCAGUACGUCACAGUCCCUGAAGACCUGCUCAUGCCCAUCCCAAAGGGUUUGACGAUGCUACAGGCUGCAGCCAUCCCAGAGGCCUGGCUAACUGCCUUCCAGCUGUUACAUCUCUGUGGACACGUUCAGGCUGGAGACUCUGUACUAAUCCAUGCAGGAUCAAGUGGUGUGGGCACAGCUGCCAUUCAACUGGCUCGGAAGGCUGGGGCUAUUCCUCUGGUCACAGCUGGCUCAAAGCACAAGCUUCAAAUGACAGAAAGGCUUGGGGCAGCUGCUGGAUUCAAUUACAAAGAAGAGGACUUUGCUGAAGCAACACUGAAAUUCACCAAAGGUGCUGGAGUUAACCUUAUCCUAGACUGCAUAGGUGGAUCUUACUGGGAGAAGAAUGUCAACUGUCUGGCCCUUGAUGGUUGCUGGGUUCUCUACGGUCUGAUGGGAGGAGCUGAUAUCAGUGGACCCCUCUUGUCAAAGUUACUUUUUAAACGAGGAAGUCUGAUCACUACUCUGCUGAGACCUAGGGACAAAAAGUACAAGCAAAUGCUGGUGGAAGCUUUCACAGAGCAAAUUCUGCCCCACUUCUCCAAGGAAGGCCCCCAACGUCUUCUGCCUGUUCUGGACAGAGUCUACCCGGUGGCUGAAAUCCAAGCAGCCCAUGAGUACCUGGAAGCCAACAAGAACACGGGCAAGAUCGUUCUGGAGUUGCCCCAGUGAGAGAGGAGGACAGUGACAGGUCAGGCCACCUCAGGCCUUCCCAGAGCAGACGCGGGGCAGGCUGACCCAGGUUGGCCUAGUGAAUUAGUCCAUGUAAAGCUGAUCCAAGCAAAUAAAGAGUGGAUUAGAAGGGCGGUGUGCUCAGCCGUGGGCUGCUGGGACGGCAGGCGGGGUGAGG
This is a messenger RNA of Dipodomys ordii (Ord's kangaroo rat), 1197 nucleotides long. RefSeq names its product tumor protein p53 inducible protein 3 (gene Tp53i3). The record is from RefSeq and is a predicted model, not a curated record. The transcript is spliced from 5 exons. Lineage: Eukaryota; Metazoa; Chordata; Mammalia; Rodentia; Heteromyidae. Gene Ontology annotation, molecular function: NADPH binding; quinone reductase (NADPH) activity; quinone binding. Bases 21 to 1019 code for a protein of 332 amino acids.